Messenger RNA from Lacerta agilis (Sand lizard), 2933 nucleotides. RefSeq names its product mal, T cell differentiation protein 2 (gene MAL2). Lineage: Eukaryota; Metazoa; Chordata; Lepidosauria; Squamata; Lacertidae. The record is from RefSeq and is a predicted model, not a curated record. The transcript is spliced from 4 exons. Gene Ontology annotation, cellular component: membrane. Gene Ontology annotation, molecular function: structural constituent of myelin sheath. Bases 309 to 875 code for a protein of 188 amino acids. Gene Ontology annotation, biological process: myelination.
UAGCUCGGCACCGGACGCGGGAAGGUGGGCGCCAAGGCCGCGUCGGCGAUCGGCGAUAGGGGGCGGGCGAUCGGCAGGGCGGCGCCCAGCGAGUACACCCUCCCGGCCCGCCACCUGCGCCUCCGCGCUUCCCUUCCUGGUCCCUCCUUCUUCCUUCCCUACCUGGCCGCGGCCACGUCAGGGGCUCCUGCUGCUACUGCUGCCGCCGCCGCUUCUGCUGCCUCUCUCUCUCCCUCCCUCCCUCUUUCGCUCGAUCGCUCGAUCCCUGCUCUGGGAUCCCCCCCCCACCUACCUACCCCGCAGGAACCAUGAUCUCCUCCCGAGGGGGCGCCAUGCCACCGCCCCCCAACGCCACCGCCUACUACCCGCCGCCGCGCAUCACCCUGCCCUCCGGCUUGGAGAUCCUGCGCACCUACUCGGGGGCCUUCAUCUGCCUGGAGAUCCUGUUUGGAGCACUUGUCUGGAUUUUAGUAUCGGCCACCCACGUCCCUCUGCCGCUGCUGCAGGGCUGGGUGAUGUUUGUGUCGGUGACAGCUUGCUUCACCUCCAUCUCCUUCCUCUGCGUUUUCCUCUUCAGUUACAGAGAAAGAAUCGCAAUUGAUUGGAACCGUUUGGAUUUCAUUUACCACGCAGGUGUCUUUGUCUGCUAUUUUGGGACCUUUCUACUGCAAGCGGCAACCACCUCUUUGCAUGCUCACCCGGUGAAGUACACCGUCAAUUUUGACAGCAUCAGCAACAGCACUACCACUACCUAUGAGACGCUUCUAAAUGAACACGAAUACAACUUGAGCAUUGCAGCUGCCAUCUUUGCCUUUGCAACAACUGUGUGUUAUGGGUGCAGCACUACCCUGGCUCUACGAAGAUGGAAACUAUAGCACCAGAAGUGACAAGGCAGCUAAAGGGCAUCCCGUUUCGUUUGCGUCCUUGUUCAGAUGAUCAAAUGAUGUACUUACUUGUGGAGUUGCAAAGGGUGCUUGGAACACAUUUAUAUUUUUCUAAGAUGUUGACACACACAAACAUACACAAGAAGUCUAUGUCAUAAUUAUAUAUGCGUGUAUAUAUAAUAUAUAUAUAUAUAAUAUAUUUGGACAAGGGUGGGGGAAAACUUGCUUGUUUAUUUCUCCAGUUUUCAGUUGCUUAUGUUAACUGAUUUACUGGGAGCGUUAUCCUCUGCUACAGAUAGUAUUAUAAAAUUGAGUGAUGGAAUAGGGUUAUCGUCGGCAGACAACUGCGUACUUUUUUUUUUGGUGCUAAACAUCUGCUUGCAAGAGAUACAAACAUCUCUGCAGAUGGGCUGCAUCUCUCUCGCACGCACACAAACACAGGGAGGCAGCUAUGAAACGAUAACCCGCCGAGCUUCCGCCUGAAAGCUAACUGUGUUCGUAGGCCUGCCAACAUCAGCAGCUAAGCACAGCCUCCAUUUAUUUCAGUGCGGCUUCCUUUGGCAACCUGGCGCCCUCCUGACGUUGUUUGGGUCCAACUCCUAUCGGUUGUCAUUCCACAACACCUGUAGGUUGGCGAAAGGUGUAGUGGGGACUAUGCGGGACUAGGGUUGCCAACUCCCUGGGUUUGGCCCUGAAUUGGGUUUCGCAGUCAAUUCUCGGGAACCAUUGGGUAGUGUCAAAUUGCUGCCUUUGAAUCUUGAGUCUAGGGGGUUUUCAGUAGUAUUCCUUUAAAACAGUAUAAAAAUAGCUCACCGUUCUGAAAAGGUGUAAACUUUUCUAUCAAUGUUUCCCCAGAUUUCCAGUUUCUCCAGUGGAAAAACCUGGGAGGAAAUUUACCCAACCUCAUAUAUUUCCCCAUUUCCCUUCACAUCUGUAGUGCCGCUCCUCUGAGCCCCUUGUAGCUCUCUUUUUAAGAAUUGGCAGCUCCAUUCCAAGGCGUUGGGAUUCCAGAGAUCUGGCAACCCCAUGUGGGAUUUCCACGGAAGUCUCUUGCAAUCGUGUAACAAUUUCUCAGGAGCCAUGUUAGGUGGAUUCUCCUAAUGCUCUUUUGAACUGAUGUCUAUGCAGGCAGGGUAGUGGAGUUCUAAACCAGUAAAUGUAAUAUUUUUUUCAGAAAGUUGAUUUCCUUUUUCUUUUUUUACUUUAAAAAGAAAGUAAUUUAUGGAAGGGUGGGUGGGUGGGGGAGCCUUUUAAUAUUCAUUCAGUCCUUAUAUAAGGAUCUAGCUUUAGUUUUUAAACUGUACUUUUCACCUGUAAUCUUCGAAGCAUUUUAUAUAGAGAGAGAAAAUGCCCAAGAGGAAAGAUUUAGGUAAGUAGCAUACUCAAAGCUUUAACAUUAGCAGAGAAUGCAAGUGUAUUUUUUUUUUAAAGGCAAGCCAGGAAUAUUAAUUGGUUGGAUCUGAAAUCGUGACAAUUAGCUAAUUCAAUAACCAUAUAGAUCUCAAAAGUCGGGCUCUUUCUAUCUGGUAUUUUUGUUGGGCUGAUAAUAUAAAUAUUUUUUUUUACAGCUCUGAAUUUAAAUUGUAUAUCCAAAUUCCUUUUUGAAACGAGUUGUGUUUCUUCGAGGGAAAUAGUUAUAUUCAGUUUUAAAAUACAUACCUGUAUUGAUUAGCACUGUAGUUCAUAUGAUCCACUCACAAAACAAGUGUAUUGCUUCAACUCUCUGUGGGGUGUAUAAACUUGGAUUUUAUUUCUUACUUCUCCUGGUCCUGCGUGUCUUACUGCAACAAUUUGGAGUCCCUUUCCAACUUUUGCAGGAAAGUGCCAAUGUCUAAACUCAUAUUAUCUAAUUUAUAUUGCAGAUUCCCGCACUUAUCAGAAACGGCUUUAGAUUUUGAAAGCCAGUAACUUCUUGCAUUAACAAAUUUUGUUUUAGCAACAUGUAUUUAUAUUGCAAAGCAUUGUUCUCAGUGUGGGAAAAAAAAUGUAUAUUUGUGGUUAACUGUUGUGCAGAUUUCUCCCUUGAAUAUAAAUGUUUGCACUAUUUCA